This is a messenger RNA of Trypanosoma theileri, 1149 nucleotides long. RefSeq lists its product as uncharacterized. The transcript has a single exon. NCBI's taxonomy places the organism in Eukaryota, Euglenozoa, Kinetoplastea, Trypanosomatida, Trypanosomatidae. The record is from RefSeq and is a predicted model, not a curated record. Bases 1 to 1149 code for a protein of 382 amino acids.
AUGAUUGAAUGUGUGAUGCGCAACGUCAUGUACGUUACUUCUCUCUUCGCUGUUCUUCUUAUAUUCACUACUGGAGCCACGACUGCCAUCGAAGGUGAUAUUGAAUGCGGUGCGGCCAUGGCGUGUUUUCCUUGGAUGGGUGAAGACGGUUAUUUACCGUGUCUUCGUGGCCGGCGAAUGAAUUUGCGAUUCAUGUUGGAUUUGGCGCCGGAGAAUGUUAAUCCAGCAGAGCCGGCAAACACCAUUGCGGUGUAUGGAUUUUGUCCAGUGGUUGACCGAUUACAAAUAUUUACGUUAACGCAUGCUCCUUUUUUGGCAAGUGUUUAUGAUAAUGGCGGAACUUUGUCACUUACGCAUUCCAUAGAACGAAAAUAUCUUUCCGUAUUUGGGUUUGGUAUGUCGAACAAUACAAAAUAUCCUCAAAAAAAUAUUUCCGCAGGUGCUGUUUUGAUUGGAGUAAAUGGAAGUACGUUAUGUGGUUCUUAUCGUUCUGUUGCGUUAGUAAACACUCUAUUACUGGAUAUUGGUCUUCACAAGGGACGAUUUAAUUAUAUUGGUGCUAAAGAAGCUUCAGUACCACCAUCCACUGGAAGUAGCAGCAGUAGUGAUGAUAACAACAAUAAUAAUACACUAAUCCCAGAAGUUGUGGUGCAACCGGCGAUGGUUGGAUUUCGUCCCACUUGUAAUGAAAAUGAUGAAUGUCUAUUGGAUUCAAAUAGUGUUUGUGUGGGAACUGAAGUAGGAAAGAAAAAUUGUGCAACUUGUUAUAAUGAUCCAGAAGAUAUUAGAGAUAAUGCGCGACUACGUGUGUGGACAUCUUACUAUGGAACUGAUACGAAAGGACGCCCGUUGCUGAGUGGUGGUAUGAAUCCAUUAAAUUUUAGAGGUUUUGCUGGAAGUGGAUUUUUUAAAGAUAUUGCACAAACUCUGAAUGAUAUCAAAGGAGGAGACGUUAAUAAUAUUGCACAAAUUAUGAGUGAUAUCAAAGCAAGAACCAUCAAUAAUGUUGCACAAACUUUGGAUGAUAUCAAAACAGGAACCAUCGAUAGUAUUACAAAAACUAUGAAUGAUGUCAAAACAGAAACCAUCAAUACUAUUGCACAAACUGUGAAUGAUGUCAUGGGAGGAAACGUCAGUAUAGGAAUGUGA